This is a messenger RNA of Drosophila bipectinata, 2027 nucleotides long. RefSeq names its product loss of visual transmission (gene lovit). NCBI's taxonomy places the organism in Eukaryota, Metazoa, Arthropoda, Insecta, Diptera, Drosophilidae. Gene Ontology annotation, cellular component: membrane. Gene Ontology annotation, molecular function: sucrose:proton symporter activity. Gene Ontology annotation, biological process: transmembrane transport. The record is from RefSeq and is a predicted model, not a curated record.
GUACAAAAAAAAUUCAAAUCUAAUUAACAGUAAUAUCUGUUGGUGGUUGAAGUUUAAUAAAGAAACAAACUUAAAUUUGUAGUCUAAUAGAAUGGAAAAAUUGCAUGAAUAUCAAGGCAUAGCAGGUCGUUUACAUCAAUGGAGGGACAGCUUUAAAGAAACUUAUAAUAAGUUUAAUGAGGAUUAUUUGAACAAUUUUACGGAACAAAUUCGAAGCACAGUCAGCAGUCAACUUAAAGGAAACGCUAAAGCUGGAAGUGACUUUUCUCAUAUAUAUAGAAAAAAGUCAAGAGCUGAAUUGGUUCGAGUUUCUGCUGCUGUUAUGGGAAUUGAGUUUUCAUAUGCAGCGGAGACUGCUUUUGUCUCUCCAACUCUUCUUAAAAUUGGAGUUAGACAUCAACAGAUGACUUUGGUAUGGGCAUUAUCUCCACUUGUAGGAUUCUUCGUAUGCCCUAUUUUGGGAUCGCUAUCUGAUCGAUGCAAAUUGAACAUGGGUCGCAGAAGGCCGUUUAUUAUUCUUUUGUCAAUAGGAAUAGUAAUUGGACUUAUUUUAGUACCCAACGGAGAAUGCUUGGGGUACUGGCUUGGAGAUGUGAAUCAAUAUUACCAUGAUUCCAAACUUAAAAACUCGUAUUCUCAUCCUUGGGGAAUAUUUUUUACUAUUUUGGGAACCGUACUUCUCGACUUUGAUGCAGACGCAUGUCAAAGCCCUGCUCGUGCUUAUCUCUUAGAUGUAUGUGUUCCUGAGGAUCAUGCAAAAGGUCUAUCAACAUUUACAGUUAUGGCCGGACUAGGUGGAUUUUUCGGAUACUCAAUGAGUGGACUUAACUGGGACGAAACUGAAAUUGGGAGGAGAUUAGGUGGUCACGUAAAGGCUGUUUUUUCAAUAAUAACAGUUAUUUUUGUCACCUGUGUAGCUGUAACUUUAACUAGUUUUUCUGAAAUACCACUUUGGUUGCUAUCAAAAUCGCAAUCCAUGAUUUAUCUUAAAGAUCAAGAACCUUCUAAGCCAAAUUCGGAGACUUAUGGAACUUUUGAAGCCAAGGAACCGGAUUCUACAGAUCAGCAGGACAGCUCUGGAGCACCACCACAUGAUUCCAACGAAAUCAACGACAUUAUUGAAACAAGUUUUACAACAUCUUGUAAAGUAGAAAUGGCUAACAAAGUUGAUGGCUCUGUUCAAGAAAAAUCGGUGGAAAUAGAGUCUCUGCAUCAUUAUCUAUUAUCGAUUGUGAACAUGCCCUAUUCAUUGAGAAUGAUCUGCCUCACUAAUCUCUUUUGCUGGAUGGCUCAUGUUUGCUAUUCUUUGUAUUUUACCGAUUUUGUAGGGGAGGCAGUAUUUAAAGGGGACCCAAAUGCAAAGCAAGGCUCCGAGGGCCAAUUAAGAUACGAAGAGGGAGUUCGAUUUGGAUGUUUGGGAAUGGCAAUGUAUUCUCUUUCGUGCUCUUUUUAUUCACUUAUUAUUGACAAGCUAAUUGCUCGUUUUAGAGCUAAAUAUGUGUAUGUUGGAGGACUAAUAUUUUAUAGCAUUGGAAUGGCAUUCAUGGCACUAACUCGAGCUAAAUUAAGUGUCUUAUUAUUUAGUUGGACGGCAGGAGUUAUGUAUUCUACGCUUUUUACCAUGCCAUAUCUACUUGUUGCACACUACCAUCAUUUGUCUACAUUUGACUUAAAUGAAAAUGGUGAGACAAGGAGUGCAACUAGUGUGCGAGGAUUGGGCACUGACAUAGCUAUUAUAAGUAGUAUGGUUUUUCUGGCCCAAUUUAUUUUAUCGUUAUGUAUGGGUACCAUAAUAACAUCAUCUGGAACUACCACGUCUGUUAUUUGCACUGCUAGCUUUUUAAGUUUUUGUGGAGCUUUAUCUGCUACAAAAAUUAUGUACUUGGAAUUAUAAAGUGUUUACUUUAUUAUUAGAAGAUAAAAAUAUAUUAUUAAUUUAUUGGUGUUGGAGUAGACCACAUAUGUAAACAAUCGACUCUAAAUAAAAUAUCAGAGAAGGAUCAACUUCUUAUAUAAAGCACUGUAAA